This is a messenger RNA of Blepharisma stoltei, 813 nucleotides long. The record is from the annotation of a GenBank genome assembly. NCBI's taxonomy places the organism in Eukaryota, Ciliophora, Heterotrichea, Heterotrichida, Blepharismidae.
AUGGUUGACACCCCACAAAUUUUUCUCCGAAAAAACAACUCUGUCAAGAGUUCAAAUGAAUCAAUCGACACUCAAGGAUCCAGCUUUAUUACUCAUAGCCACAUUGACAAUAUUGAAGAUAACAAUGACCAAAAGAAAUGGUAUAAAAAAACACUGGGAGAAGAUUUUCAGCUAGAUCCAAAGAGCCAGAGCACAGAGCUUAAUGAUUGGCAAUUUGAAGUUCCUAUGAAAAGCAUUUUUCCAUCCACUUGCUAUUUAUCACGAUCUUCAAAAAUGCAUAGAAGGUUUUUGUCCACUCCUCCUGAUUUCAUCCAACCCAAAUUUCUGAUUAACUACUCGAAAAGGCGAAAAAAUUUAGAUCGAAACUCACCCGAAAAAACAUCAUUAUCAAUCGAAAGCGACAAAAAAUCUUGGUCUUUAUCUUCUGAGGAAGUCCUGAGUGCCUUGAAUUUAAAGAGGCAAAGCCUAGUUGAAAAUGAUGAAAUUAUUGAUAGUUUUAAAGCUGAUCUCGCAUUAAAAGCUCCUAUCAAAGAUGUUUCAGCUAAAAAGUAUAGAAAAUUACAUACAGAAAAAGAAAACUCCAACCAUUCGCUUCCAGCAUUAGGAAAUAACCCUUGCACAGUUUAUUGCGAAUUUUGCAAAAUGGAUGUUCAUAGCGUUGUUAUUAUAAGAAAUGAUUCAAGAUUUGUAACUUCAUUUAUGGAUUUUUUUCAAAACAUUUUUGGAUGCUGCAGCAGCCUCGUUUGGCUUAAUAAUAUGAGGUAUCAUAGAUGCAGUAAUUGUGGAACAAUCCUUGGAAGAAGCAUUGCGUAA